ACUUUUCCGGCUGAAAUACGACUGACCGUCGGACGCGUACGCGUCGCCGCGUUCGCGUCCACGCGAAUCAUUGCAUAUUUAAAUACGCGAUUACAUCACCGGCGCCCAAGGGAAGGAGAGAUGACCCUACGUGGUCUCCCUCUUCUUGUAUCGAUGUUGGGAGAAGCUACGGUAAGCGUACGCGCGCGAGGGCUGCGUGCGGCACGAGAAAAAUAUUUAAUGAGAUAUUCCCAUUGGCCGAUUAUGGUAGGGAGCGCCCAUUUCAUGACUUCAUAGGACUUCUCAGUCUUUAUGCAGUUAUUCUAGAAUACACAUCGAGGCCUCAUUGGCAUAUACGUUGACAAGGAGAGAAAGUUUGAGGGAGAGAAAAAAAACACUGUUUCGUUACUUUUCUGAAAGAGCGUGUGUCCCGUUGCGUAGAAAUUCAUGCUCUCCCCCGCGUGAAAAAAACGAAAACGAAGAGAAAUAAGGGAUUAUGACGCGUAAAAGCACAAUUAAUCGCACGUUAAAAUUAAUGCUCACUCUGUGCGGUAUAUGGCCGGGCACAUCGUGUAUUAUAAUCUGCAGAGCGUAUUGGAUUAUCGCGUUAGCAACAGAUGAAAUUUGUCACUACCGUUAUCUUUUAAUGCAUUUUCACUCUAACGAUCUUUUUGACUUGAUGGACUGUUUCAGCAGUUUCCUAACGCAAGUCAAAUUUACGAUUAAGUUGAUUAUAUUUUGGCUGAACGAACGAAAAUUCAUCGAGAUCUUGACGAUGAUGGCAGAAGAUUGGAACGAUUGUGCUGGCAACGACGUUAACAUGCGCGAAACGGCGUACAAAGCUAAAUUAGCAGACCGUAUCACUAACGCGAUGUUCACUCUUCACACGUUGACCAUCGUUGCGUACAGUAUCGGCAUUCUCUUGGCCGACGUCGACGUCACCAGUCAGUCCGAAUUACCUCUUCUCUUAAAGGUGGAGCUUCCUGUCGACAUAAAUACAAAACGCAUGUAUAAAAUGCUAUUGAGCAUGCAAUUCGUGCAUCUUAUCAUGUCCGGCUGUGGGACGGGUUUACUGAACGCCUUGCUCUUAACUUUGACUUUACACGUAGGUGGUCAAAUGGAUAUCCUACGCUGCUGGUUAAACGAGCUCGUACCGAGGGGAAAUGGAGAGAGAUCCGAAUCUGUCGCCGUUACGACAAAUAAAAUCAUUCGCAAGCAUCAAAGAAUCAUUAACUUUUCAGAAUACAUUGAGGAUUUAUAUACAUAUAUCGCGUUAGUGCAAUUCACCACGAACACUGUGCUCAUUUGCUCCUUGGGGUUUCUAAUCGUAACGGCAAUUGGCAGUCCCGAUGCGACGGAGCACAUAGUGCGGUCUCUUUUAUUUUACACUGUAACGAAUCUCGAAGCGUUUAUAUUUUGUUACGCAGGAGAAUAUUUGAAAAACAAGAGUAAAGCUAUCGGAAAUGCGGCGUAUAAUUCCGCCUGGUACGAAAUGAAACCUAAAAAUAGUCGUAAUUUGAUUUUCGUGAUAUUAAGAGCGCAGAAGCAAUUGACACUUACAGUUGGAAAAAUAAUGGAUCUCUCCUUAGAAUCUUUUACAAGUAUCAUGAAAGCCUCGGGAUCAUAUUUGUCGGUAUUGCUGGCUAUGCAAUAAACGCAUAGUAUAUUUGAAGAUUUUUAUACGAUAGUCCUCAAGCAUAUAUCGUGUAAUAUAUCUUCAGUGAUAGAAAUGUGCAUAGUACAAUUUAUAUUUUCAUAAUAUGAAAAUAGCAUAGUAAAAUAUAGCCUAAAAUAGUAAUAAUUUAGAUAUCCUAAAACAAUACUAAUUUACGGAUAAACAUAAAAAGAUAAGUCAUUCUUCUUGUUAUCAAUACCUUAAUAGAUCCUUAUUUCCAAGGAAUAGUAAAAUUAUAUAUAUAAUAUAAUUUUGUGUGUGUGUGUGUGUGUGUGUA
This is a messenger RNA of Vollenhovia emeryi, 1931 nucleotides long. RefSeq names its product odorant receptor 4-like. Bases 476 to 1633 code for a protein of 385 amino acids. The transcript is spliced from 6 exons. Gene Ontology annotation, biological process: detection of chemical stimulus involved in sensory perception of smell; sensory perception of smell. Gene Ontology annotation, molecular function: olfactory receptor activity; odorant binding. The record is from RefSeq and is a predicted model, not a curated record. Lineage: Eukaryota; Metazoa; Arthropoda; Insecta; Hymenoptera; Formicidae. Gene Ontology annotation, cellular component: plasma membrane.